Molecule: messenger RNA, 862 nt
Organism: Drosophila obscura
Lineage: Eukaryota; Metazoa; Arthropoda; Insecta; Diptera; Drosophilidae
Product: nucleoside diphosphate-linked moiety X motif 19
Exons: 2
Coding region: 1-819 (272 amino acids)
Cellular component (GO): mitochondrion
Molecular function (GO): hydrolase activity, acting on acid anhydrides, in phosphorus-containing anhydrides
Source: RefSeq, a predicted model, not a curated record
AUGCCCAACUCCUCAAAGGACUCCCGUAUGGCAGUCAGACGCAACGACAAGGAGCUGCACCAAAGAUCAGAGGCCUGUGGCAGCCAGGCUGGCGAACUGUCCGCCCCAGCGUCUACGGCACCGCCUGGGAAAACCACUGGGCAGCCACGGACUUUGCUCUUCCAGCCAGACGAUCGCUCCUAUUGGCAGCAGCGAGUGCAUGACGAUGCCACUCAGUUCCUGGCACUAUGCAGACAUCUGCACGUCCUUCCCAAUCUCUGGUCCCUCCAUGAGUGGUCAGUUUUGAGGACUCCGGCCACUGCAAGCCGCAAAUACGACACGGUAUAUUACAUUACCGCUCUGGUGGCGCAGGCGAAGCAGGUGAGCCUUUUGCUAGAGCGCCAAAAGGUGGCCUCGGCGCACUGGCUGGACCCGGAAGAGGCAUGGACCCAGUCCCAAGGCGGCACUAUAUGGCUGCCGUUCAUGCUGCUCUAUGAUACGGCGCGACUGAUGAACCUGCACCGUUGGGAUGACCUUUUAAGGUUCUCUCGCCAGCGCAGUGUUUUGGGAACCACAUUGGUGCAGCCUGUGUACUACCGCUGCGAUGGAUGUAUGUUUGGAGUGCUUCCAGGCGACGAACUCUACGUGAGCCAGCCAGAAAAGUGCACCCAAACCAUAAUCCUGCCCGGCACUGUUGUUGAACUGAACCGCAGUGCCAGGCAGUACAAUCGGUACGUCGUCUACGACUUUCACAAGGUUGUGCUGGCCUCAAACGUUCCUCCCUUCGAUGGCCAUCUCCAGCUUCAGUCGCGCGUCAACAUCCAGCUAGCGAAAUUGUAAUAGAAACGGCCGCAUUCAUGGGAGAAUAUAUAUUCUUUUGCUA